Phlebotomus argentipes is the source of this 2831-nucleotide messenger RNA. Its product is annotated as thioredoxin domain-containing protein 11. NCBI's taxonomy places the organism in Eukaryota, Metazoa, Arthropoda, Insecta, Diptera, Psychodidae. The transcript is spliced from 5 exons. The record is from RefSeq and is a predicted model, not a curated record. Bases 242 to 2749 code for a protein of 835 amino acids.
UCGUCGUGUUGUCAAAUAGGCAUUUGCAAAAAUUUUCUCUCACGCAAAAAUCACGGGAUUUUCGGGGAUUUUCCGUGCUCUCAGAGCAUUUUGCACUCUGGAAGCGACUGCCAAAGGCUCCCAAGUGCGUGACUGCGUGGCACAGUAGCGUGGAGACACGAUUGCUAGUGAUUUUUUCGUCCAAAGAAUGAUUUUGAUAUGACGUGUUGCCUCGAAGAGCAAGAACCUCCAGAAUUUCCAUAUGUCAGACGUAAAAUCCGCCGAAGCUGAUAAAGUAACUGAUACAGCGAGUGGGGAAACUGGCGAGACCGUGGGGAGGAAUGUAACAUUUCAGAAUCAAGACGCAGCGAAAUCCGCAAGGAAAUAUCACAGAAAUAUGAUUAUUUACUAUGGAAAAGAGGUAAUCUGUAUAAUCGCAUUAGUACUGACCACGUAUGCAACGCUGCAGAAUAAUGCCACCCGGACGUCGCGCCCGCCAGUGCCAAGACACUUCUUCUCAGCCGGAUCGCUGGUCAGCGACUCCCCGGAUGGACGCUUGGGCCCCACACAGACCCGCGUCACGUUGUCAGAGCUCUCAUUCGUCCUGUACUACGCUCCGUGGUGCGGGAACAGCCAGAGAGCGCGCGAGGCGUACGACCACGCGGCGCGGCUCUUCUACAGGGACGCGCAUUUCGCGGCCAUCAAUUGCUGGCAGCCGGGCGGAGAGUGCAGACUGCAGUACUCGAAGGUCCAGUCCUGGCCAGUGCUGAUGGCCUACAUGCCCGGCGGCCUGGCGGUGCAGUUCAACGGGCAGUGGCUGCCCAAGAAUCUGGUCAAGUUCGUGCGUUCGCUCAUUCAACCCAUCCAACGCGUCAGCAUUCCUAACGAGCUCCUCAAGAUGCUCACCGGACACGAUGCCGUUGUCGUAGCGUUUAUGGACAUGGAGAAACACCAGAAGGCGUACCAGAUGUUCUUCCAGACAGCCGUGAAGUUUCUCGAGCGCGAUCCCGUGCGCGAGAUGCAAUUUGCCGUCGUGACUGGAGAGUCCGCGAAGGCUUUCGGCGUGGACACAGUGCCAAGCAUUCGGCUGUAUCAAUGGAACGAGACACUUGAGUACUUCAACUCUACAUGGACAGUGCCCAAUAUCACAUCCUGGAUCGUGGAUCACAAUCAGCAAGUGACUCUCUGGAUGUCACCGCCGGGCACCAAGUCCAAGGUGUUCGCGCAGUUCAUCAAGCAAGGCGCUGGGCUGCUUCUGUUCACGCCCAGGAACUUCUACUGGGACUGGACGGACGGCUACACGAUGAUGCGACAGAUGGGCAUGGAGUACUACAACUGCCUCGGCGACAAGUGGAUCAACGAGAUGUCGCGGGAGUUCAUGACGUACCAGCGGAAGGAUCAUCACUACAAUCACGUGGAGUUGAAGGACAUGUGUGAGGAUCUGGUGAGGAGGCUGCAGCGCCAGAGUCCGUUCGGUAGUGCAUCACAACCGCCACGGCAUCGCUCGAUCUCUGUGCACUUCGUCAAUGUGCUCAACUCAUCCAAGAACGUGGAAAGUGACCUGUUGCGGGACAUUUGCCACAUCGAGGAGGACGCCGUGUCCAAGUAUACACACCCCGAGGCGCCUUCGUGUCACUCGCGGAGCGUGCAGAGUGAGAGGCGGCAUUGCGACGGAGACUUCUUCGAGGAGUUGUCCAGUCACGCGCAGCCCUCGAUGAAUCCGUACGACAAGCGGAGUCCUGAGGGCUUGCGCAGCAUCGCGCACAGGCGACAGUGCGAACUUCUGUAUCACGGCGAGAUGAUCCAGGAGGCGAUCUUCUUCAAUGCCAGCCAAUCGAGCGCCGACCUGGCAGAAGGUUUCUCUGGAUUGGCGUGCAAAUACAACAAGACAAUGUCGUUCAUCGUGAUCGACAGCCUGACUUAUCAUCCGUUCGCCGAGCGCCUGGGCGUCGAUGUUCUGGCCCAGAAGGACAAGAGUGCGGUCUUUAUCAUUGACCCCGAGAAUGAAUCGACAUACUUGAUGAAGGAGGAAAUCUCGCUGAAGAAUAUCAUGCAAUUCGUGCGGAACUUCUUCCAGCGACGUCUCAACAGACACCUCAAGACUUCAGACGCGCCCACGCGAUUCACCCACAUGUACUCGAACACCAAUCACACUGGCAUUAACUUCCACGUGGUGUCGGCGAGGAGCUUCGUGGAGAGUGUAUUGGAGUCCUCGAGUACGGAUGUGGUGCUGUUCACGUCCACAAAUUGUGCCUUCUGUACGAUGAUGUCGCAAAAUGUGCUGCAAGUGGCGCAGAUCCUGGGCAAAAUUUCUCACUUGCGCUUCCUCAGCAUCGACGGCGACCGUAAUGAUUUGCCGUGGCAGUACCAGAUGGAGUACUUUCCCACGUUGGUCGUCUUUCCCGGUCACAGCAAGGCCGAGUCGCGCAUCUUUCCCAUGAAUCUGCCCGUGACUGUGCAGAACAUCCUCAGCUUCGUGGUGGCGAAUCUGGAGCGCUCCAGUCGCCUGCAAGCCAUCGUGCUGGCGUGUCGCGCAUCCAAGAAGAUACCCUCGCUGGAGCAUUGCAUCGACGUGCUGCGCGUGGAGGUGGAGGAUGACAUCUCGGAGAGCCUGAGGCAGUGGCGAUUGAGGGCGCACAAGCGCUCCUCCAUUCUCAGGCGCCUGCAGCUCCUGCGCGAGCUGUACUUGCAUUUGUACAAGACAAAUCAAUUCUGUGAUUUUAAGCAAUUAGAACAGUCGGUGAGGCGCAUUGUUAAGAUUUGGAGUUGAUGAAGAAUGUGAAGCCUUUGUUAUGAAAUUGCUCUGUUUUUUGCCUGAAAUGAAAUGAGCGGACGUGAGUUAGUUCCAAAUG